UAGUACCGACUAAUGAUUCUCACCAUCCCGCUGCUGCUCACUCACCGAAGCUCCACGUUUGUACCCUUCAAAGACCUCCUACCGGCAGCUUUUGACCGCCUCCUUCAAGUUUCCAGCCGCCGUAGCUGCUCGUCGACACGGCGUCGUUAUGUUAAAGCGCUCUGAGGGAACCUGAGAACUGGCUCGUAUUAACACCAUCUGCGGCUAAUGCAACAAACAUGUCUCCUCUGUGAGAGAACUACCGGUGCUCGUGUGUUGCGGUCAAGUUUACAGGUGUGGCAGUGAGCCCAUGGAGAAGCCUUCAUCUUCAGACAGAGCGGCGCUGGAGGAGAGAAAAGACCUGCUGGAGGAUGGUGGAGCGCUGAGAGGUGCUGAGGGUGGAGAGGUGAGCCCCAGGAAGAGCAGCUCCUCCCGCAAGAGCUUCCGGCUGGACUACCGACUGGAGGAGGAGGUGACAAAGUCCUGUCGGGACAAACAUGGCCGCUGGACGAACCCCUGGCCAACAUGGCAGUUCCCUUCCUACUCGUUGCGCCUCAGGUUCCUGCUGUGGGAUAAAAAUAACAGCAAUGUACCAACAAGUAAAGAGGCUCUGGACCAUGAGCUCCCAGUGAUGGAACCGUACUUUGUCCAGAACCCGGACCUCUCUGAGUCCGGUCCAGGCCUGAGAGUCACCUGGCUCGGCCACGCUACAGUUCUGGUUGAGAUGGACGGAGUGAAUAUUCUGACAGACCCAAUCUUCAGCCAGAGGGCUUCGCCGUUUCAGUUUAUAGGGCCCAAAAGAUUUAGAGGGCCUCCCUGCACCGUGGAACAGCUGCCCAGGAUCGAUGUAGUCGUCAUCAGUCAUUCUCAUUAUGAUCACCUGGACGUCGGGUCUGUGGCCAGCCUCAACGCACGCUUUGGAGGGGAGCUACGCUGGUUCGUGCCCCUCGGUCUGAUGGACUGGCUGGUGAAGAUGGGCUGUGAGAAUGUGAUGGAGUUGGACUGGUGGGAGGAGAACUGUGUUCCGGGUCACGACGACGUCACGUUUGUCUGCACACCUGCUCAGCACUGGAGCAAACGCACAGCGCUGGACGACAACAAGUCUUUAUGGAGCAGCUGGUCUGUUUUGGGUCCAGAUCAUCGAUUCUUCUUCGCUGGUGAUACCGGCUACUGCGCUUCCUUCCAGGAGAUAGGCCGACGCUUUGGACCGUUUGACCUCGCAGCAAUCCCCAUCGGAGCGUACCUGCCCAGGGACGUGAUGCAGGGGCAGCAUGUAGAUCCAGCGGAGGCUGUUAAGAUCCACCAGGACAUUCAGGCCAAACAGUCUGUGGCAAUACACUGGGGCACCUUUGCUCUUGCCUACGAGGUAGGUGUACACAGACACACACUUAGUGAUUGUAUGCUUUCAGUGAGGAGGUAUGAGCUGCUUUUUAGCUGAAUGUUGGAAGAGAAUCGAUAUCACUCUAGUGUUUGAUAAUUAUGAAAGUAGAUUAACCAGAUGAGUAGCUUAACCUCACAAAGAUCGGAAACGAAGUCUGAAUCUGUCCAAAGGGACCAGCUCACUAUACUGUAAAUAUAUAAAAUCAAUAUGUGGUCUUACAGAGGUCUGUAUGUCAGACUGCUGACUCUUCAAAUAGCUGGAAAACACGUUUGAAAGUUAGAAAUGACAUUUUAGGACUUGCAUAGUGUUGAUAGGCUGAAACAAACUCCACAGCUCUCCAGACAUGCUGUAUGUGACAGUCUCUUCAUAGCUGCAGCGCUCGUUUUCCAGAGUUUCUGCAACACAUUUUCAGAGUUGCAAGUCUGUCGCUCUUCAACAGUUUAUUUGAAAGCAAACAGUGGGUUCAGAGCAAAUGGCUCCAGGAUCUGUGCUCAGUCUAUUCUGGAGAUUGAGCCGACGCUGCCAGAUAUCACGUGACUCACAAGAGUGUGUCAGCAGAU
Molecule: messenger RNA, 1920 nt
Organism: Stegastes partitus (bicolor damselfish)
Lineage: Eukaryota; Metazoa; Chordata; Actinopteri; Pomacentridae
Gene: napepld
Product: N-acyl phosphatidylethanolamine phospholipase D
Exons: 9
Coding region: 290-1417 (375 amino acids)
Biological process (GO): N-acylethanolamine metabolic process; N-acylphosphatidylethanolamine metabolic process
Cellular component (GO): membrane-bounded organelle; cytoplasm
Molecular function (GO): zinc ion binding; N-acylphosphatidylethanolamine-specific phospholipase D activity
Source: RefSeq, a predicted model, not a curated record